Molecule: messenger RNA, 1766 nt
Organism: Harpia harpyja (harpy eagle)
Lineage: Eukaryota; Metazoa; Chordata; Aves; Accipitriformes; Accipitridae
Gene: PRUNE1
Product: prune exopolyphosphatase 1
Exons: 8
Coding region: 83-1351 (422 amino acids)
Cellular component (GO): cytoplasm
Molecular function (GO): exopolyphosphatase activity
Source: RefSeq, a predicted model, not a curated record
GGUGGAGGGGUUGUACUGGGCCGUACUGGGCCGUACUGGGCUGGGAGGGUUCGGGCGGUUUUGGGCCCGGAUCGCCACCGUUAUGGAGCGGUUCGUGGAGGGGAACCGGGCGGUUUUGCAGGAGCACAUCCAGUGUCACCAGGAGAUCCACGUCGUGAUGGGCAACGAGGCCUGUGACCUGGACUCCACCGUCUCAGCCCUGGCUCUGGCUUAUUUCCUGGCGAAGACCUCCCCGGCUCCCAAAGCUGCCUUCAUUCCGGUCCUGAACAUCCCUCGUGCCGACUUUGCCCUCCGGACGGAGACGACAUUCCUGCUGCAGGAGCAGGGCAUCCCCGCCACCUCCCUCAUCUUUCGGGAUGAGAUUGACCUGGGGGGGCUACACCACGCUGGGCUGCUCUCCCUGACCCUGGUCGAUCACCACGUCCUGCCCGGCGCCGACACAGCCCUGGAAGAGGCUGUGGUGGAGGUCCUCGAUCACCGGCCAUUGGAACGGGACCGGGCUCCUGGCUGCCAGGUGACAGCAGAGCUGGUGGGCUCCUGCGCCACACUAGUGACGGAGCGGAUCGCCCAAGGUCCCCCAGGUGUGCUGGACAGAACCACGGCCGCACUGCUGCAUGGCACCAUCUUGCUGGACUGCGUGAACCUGAGCCCGGCCGCUGGCAAGGUGACGCCCAGGGACGUGGCAUGCGUCUCCAUGCUCGAGGCGAGGUUCCCUGAGCUGCUGGCCCGUGAUGCCAUCUUCGAAGCCCUGCAAGCAGCCAAAUUUGACGUCUCAGGGCUGAUGACAGAGCAGAUGCUACGGAAGGACCUCAAAGUCCUCUCCAGUGAUGAGCUGGUCCUCGCCGUCAGUGCCAUCUACGUUGACUUGGAGACCUUCCUGUGCCGGCCUGGCUUUCUGCAGGACCUGGAUGCUUUCUGCCAGGCUCGGGGCUACACAGGGUUGGUGGCUAUGACGAUCUCUUCUAAUGAGCGCAAUGAGCCCUCCCGGCAGCUCAUGGUCUACAGCUGGUGUGAGACCCUCCGCAGCACGGUGUGCCGGGCGCUGGAAGAGGCAACGACGCCGUCCCUGCACCUCCAGCCCCUCCCGAGCCCCUGGUCCUGUGUGGGCGCCUAUGCCCAGGGCAACACUUUGGCAUCACGGAAGAAGGUCCUGCCCAUCCUGCGGGCAGCUCUGGGGGGGCCGGGAGCUGCCAGGGGGCCGGAGGAGGAGGUGGUCCCGCCGCCCACCCCCAUGAACAGCCUGGUGGAGGAAUGUCCACUGGCACAGGCCGUGCCCCCCCUCUGCCCCCACGAUGUCCUGGAGCGGGUCAGCCGCAUUGCUGCUGGGCAGCCCCCCAGCUCCCCGAAAUGAGAACAGGCACCCAGCAGCUUUUGGGGCUGUACAAGGAGGUAGGGUCCCUGGGCAGGUCCCGACAGGGUGCCCAGGCGUGGCAGGGUGGCAGCUGCCUUCAUUAGAGCUUGGCUCCCUGCUGGAGAUGGGUCCUCGUCGCAAUUUGCCCCCCCCUCCGAUGGGAUCCCCCCACCCCAACAGCCCCGCUGGGGUUUGGUCCUCCAGGGUGUGUGUUUUGGGACCCUGCGGGUAGUGGGGCUGGAGCAGCACUCAUCGCACCCACUUAACGAAGGCGCUGGGGGUGUCAACAAGUUCUUGCCGUUCUUCCUCCCUUGGGGGGGGCUGCGGGGGGCCCCAGAUGGUGGGUCUGUAUGCGCAGCCAGCCCGGGACUGUCACCCAUGUGGUCCAAGGAUUAAAUUUCCCUCUUUUCUUCCA